Zeugodacus cucurbitae (melon fly) is the source of this 1976-nucleotide messenger RNA. Its product is annotated as UPF0047 protein YjbQ. The coding region runs from base 966 to 1517 and encodes 183 amino acids. The transcript has 5 exons. The record is from RefSeq and is a predicted model, not a curated record. Lineage: Eukaryota; Metazoa; Arthropoda; Insecta; Diptera; Tephritidae.
AUAAAGAAGAACAUGUAAAAUAGAAUUUGCGAAUUUUCAGAACUGUCAAAUACUGUGUCAUUUGGCAGAGAAGAAAAAUCUUAAUGUGCUAGUUUUUUCCACUCGAUUUGGUAAAAGAAAUAUAAAUACACUAUCAUAUUUAAAGGAAUUACUUACAAGUGCUUUCCCAAUAGAUUUGAGCGUAGUAACCAGAAUGCAAUAAUUUCAAGUGCAAACGUGUGUGGCGUAGUGUCUUUAAAAAUAUAAAUCGAGAAAGCACAAGAGAUUUCUACCACGUCAACUCAAUCACGAGUGCUGCAGUAUACAUCGCUGCUCUAGAUUUUGGUGAAAAUAAAACAAAGGGGACAAUUUACAACCAUUAUUAGAAUUGAAUGUGCAAACACUCGAUUUUAAGCCAGACAACGAGUAGUGUCAGCUAAGUUGCAUUGCAACGACCAGGUGAAGAAAAUUUCGAUUGGUUUGCAGUUUUAAUAGGAAGAUAGAAGAAAAAGUAUACGAGUUGUGAAAAAAUUUAGUAAUAAUUUAAAAGCGAUUUUACUGCCAAAACGUCGACGAAAAAAACAACAACAAAAUCAUCAGCAAUUAUUGCUGCUUCAGGCCCGACAGCAGGUGGUCGCCGAUCAAGUAAAGUGGUAACAGUGGCAGCGGCGGCAGCAACAUCUGCUGCUAAAACAACGGCAACGACGACAACAACGGCGAUUCCAUCUUCAUCAGGUGGUGGUGCAGGCACUGGUGCUGGUGUGGCGACAGGAACAGGUAGUGCAAGUGGUGGAGGCGGCGGCGGCGGCGGCGGCGGUGCACAUAGUCGCAGUGGACGACGCAGUCAUAGCAGCACUAUUCCGCAACAACAGUUACAGCAUCAGCAGCAGCAGCAGCACACUAUUAGCAACACCAGAAGCGGCCACAACAUUAAGACUAGUGCGAGCCGCAAUAGCAACAUUCGCAGUUCUUCGUCCAAUAGCACAAUGGCAUCGUCCAAUCACCGUGGUGGCGGAGGUGGUGGCGGUGUUGGCGGUAGUUCGGGCCUGCAAAUUGGCUCGGCGUGGUUUCAACGCAAAAUCAAUUUACGACCACAGCAUCGAGGUGUUCAUUUAGUCACAGAAGAGAUACUCCGACAGAUGCCCGAAUUAGGGCAGUUUUCAGUGGGAUUGUGUCACGUGCAAAUCCUCCACACAUCCGCGAGUUUAGCGUUAAAUGAGAGUUGGGAUCCAGACGUUAGAGACGACAUGGAAAUGAUGUUAAAUAAAAUAGUUCCCGAAGGUCUACCGUACAGGCACUCGUGCGAAGGACCCGAUGAUAUGCCGGCGCACGUGAAAGCCUGCUUCCUCGGUAGCUCAUUGACAAUCCCCAUAACUGAUGGUAAAUUAUCGCUUGGUACAUGGCAGGGCGUUUGGCUAUGCGAGCAUCGCGAUCAAGCGGGUUCACGCAAACUGGUUAUAACACUGUCUGGGUGUCCGCGUGAGACAGCGCGCAGUCCGCUGUCGCCAGUAUCGCCAAUCGCAUCGACAUCCAGUUAGGGAAGGCCUCGCUCCACCCGCGAUAGUCGGUAAUCGCGGGGGAGCGACAAUAAUGACAUCAUUUCGUCGAGGAAAUUAAUUUUUAAUAGAAAUUUAGCUAAUACCAAAAUCAGUGCUACAGCAACAACAACAACAGCGGCGGCAGCGGCGCAAGCAGCAAUUGCAGCCGCAUCGGCGAGCACUACAACUACUACUUGUGCGAAAAAUACGACUAAUUUAACUAAUAUAACUACGAACACGUUAUUAAGUAAUAGUAGAAGAUUGUUCAUGAAAAAUCAAUUACAUUUAAAUUUGAAUGUAACGGAAACAUUGAAUGUUGAUAAUGAUGGUAAUGCGAGUGAUUCGAUGGAAGCAGCGGCAGCGGCAGCAGCAGUAGCAGUAUCUAAGUUAAAAUUGGAUGGGGUUAAUGUAGAAACCGUCACAACAGUGCCUCAACAACAACAACAACAACUACAACCA